Molecule: messenger RNA, 1408 nt
Organism: Linum trigynum
Lineage: Eukaryota; Viridiplantae; Streptophyta; Magnoliopsida; Malpighiales; Linaceae
Source: the annotation of a GenBank genome assembly
GGUGAUACAUAAUGGGGCUCGGCAAAACCCUGGGGUCGCGACCACGCGGCCAGGUAAGCUGCCUGCUGCUCACCGUCCUAAUCCUCAAGGAUUCCCUGUGGCGCGCUCGCCGAAGCUGAUGUUCGGGAGCUCGGUGGCAGCUGUUUCACCGGCGCAAUCCCCCCGACAGGUGGAGGAACACGCCCGACGUCGUGGCAAGGCCCUUCAGAAAGCUCCAAUGCUGUAGGAGCACUCGCCAUGGCAGGAGAUAGAGGAGGAGGAUGAUGGCAUCCUGGAACCAGUUGCUAAGAGCCAGGAGGAAAAGAGGAUGGCGGAUCCAAUGAUGAAUUCUUAGCCCGCAAAGGCGAUUUGGCGGAGGAAACUUUUAUUGGAAGACUCUGAUGAUGACGUGGCUGUACAACCCAUGCAGGCCAUGCAUGAACAUGGGUCUUCAGUUGGUGGAAAGGAAAAGGGAAAAAAGAAAUGGCGGAAGCUAAUGAAGGUGGGGUCGAGCAAGCUUUCUGGCGGGUCCUCGAAGCCGAGAGGCUCUCCAACCAAAGUGUCCAAACCUAAGCCGCGUGCUCCUCGCUCUCGGGCUGUGGAGGAUGGCACGGGCAGGGGAAAAGGGAAAGUGCGAGUGUCCAAAGGGAAGAAGGGUCAUAAGAAAGAGAAACCUCCAACCCCUGCCGGGGAUGGCUUAGCCGAGACGGUUACAGCGGUGACACUCGACCGAGCUGAUGAUAAUCCGCCUAAAAUGGUAGCCUCGGGGUCCCCUCCGUCUGCGGAGGAUGAUGAUCGGUUCAUGAUCAAAAGUCGAACACCUCCUAUGAACUCUACUGGUGCUAGUUCUGGUCACGUUAGACAGGUGGUGGUGGCGGCUUUUGAGGCGGGAAUGAUCAUUAAUGAGGGGAAGAAUAAGCCAGAGAAUGAAGAGGGAGAGACGAAGCUGAAAUUGAAUGAAUAUGGUUCGAAUCUUGGAGGUGCUACGGGUGCGAAUCGAAAGCGCCCGCUGGAAGACGUGGGUGGGGAUAUUGAUGAUGUCCCCUCCCCAAAGAAGAAGUUUAUUGAGGAGGAGCAGGAUCCUGAACAGGUGGAGGAAGCCAGCCUAGAGUGGCCCCAACCAGUUAAAUGAGGAUGUUGGCCUGGAAAGUGAGAGGAAUUGGACCAUCCCUCACAUUUCAAACUGCUGUAGGGUUAGUUCGAUCUAAUAAACCGGACAUUGUUUUCUUUUCUGAAACAAGAUCGUGUCGGAGAGUAGUCACCGGCGCUUGCGGGGUUUAGGAUUUGAAGCUUCUCAGUGUUUUUUUAUUGAUGUCGUUAAUGGAUCUGGUGGUCUAGUUGUAGCUUGGUCCCCCGAGGUUGAGGCUUCGGUGUUUUAUCAUUCUAAUUUUUGCAUUUGUUCUACAAUUAAUGAAAAUGGUUUGUCGUA